AUUAUGAGUUUAUUAUGCAUUUGUAAGUUUGGUAUAGAACUUCUGAAUCUUAAAGAUAUAUCUUAUGUAAGAAUUAGGCAUUUAACAGAAGGUCAACCCAAUGGUUUUAAUAGAAAACAGCUAUAUGUUGCUGUCAAUCAAAUCAGCUAGGUCAACUCUCAAGGAGAUGCAGAUAUGGGGAUGAAGUUGUACAUUCUAUUUCUAAAGUUGAACAUGACAGAGUUAUGGGUGGAGUUGUGAGUUCGCUUUGGUUUAAACCAUAUUAAGCAUCCUUUUGAGAAAGGGCGUUACCAUGUAUUUAGCUGACAUAUAGUUUUUAUAGUAUAAAGAGAGAGUUUCAACUGACAUAGGACACACUUACACACUCACCCACCAUACGCAACACAUACAUUUCAAAAGGACAGCAAGGACACUUUGUUUACUUAAGGCCUACACUCAAGCUUACCUCACAAACAGCUGUUCGAAGCUGACACUUCUCACACCACUGAAGCUAGAAGAAGGAUCUUUUACUAUGCUAUCCUUUAAGCUUAUACCUAACUAAUCUUCUGUUAUUACUACAUCAAGCUGUAUGAAGAUUUGAACUUUGUAUGUAUUUACAAGUUGAUGCCAAGUGAGAUGCUAAUAAAACUCAUACUUUGAGUAAGCCCGGCUAUUUGAACUUUUGAACGAAACGUCCUGUGAAAGAAGCUAUUGACAUAACACGUGUCUAAUUUAGCUUCCUACAUAUGGCGAGUCAGCUCAUAAUUAAUCAUUUUUCCUGACACCUUGCUACAAGAGGGGGAUGAGACCCAUUCAUGAGUUCUCAAGCCGCAGGAAAACUCCGAUUAUAGAAUCUAGAAAGGACGUUUGCGCUUCAUCCUACAAGGACAAAAGGUCCAAGGAACCGAGCCGGCUAAGACGUGAAAUUCUACGACUAACGAUAUGGCAUCUGAUAACCAAACAUGGAGGAACACAAAACUCCAAGAAGAAAUAAAAGAAAAUUGGAAAGCAAGAAAAUACACAAAAAGGAGAAAAUUCAUUAUCUCAGGACUCCUUUUUCCAUUAAUGACAUUUUUCUUCAUAAAAACUUACUUGACUUUUUCCAGUUCAGCAGAAGAUAACAAGACUGAGACCCUGCAUAAAAGAGACUUGCAGCUAUCCAGAAAUAAGAGACACUUUCCAAGAUACAGUGACUUUGACACAAGCAAUGACAUAUAUGGAUACGCUUGCAUAGGAUAUGGGGUAACUUGUUGCAUGAGUUUUUACUUUUUCCAUAGCAACACCAUUGAAAUACACGCCAGAAUAGAAUCCAAGACAAAGUUCACAAAAAUGCAAGGAUCAUAUGUACAUAGUAAUACAACUGGUACAUAUGAGUGUAAUCUAACAGAUAUGGGAUUCUGGGUUAUAGUUAUAAAAGGAAAUGAGACUACAGCUUGGACUGGGGAUGUAACUAAUGUUAAGGUACAUACUCCUUCUGUGGGAGGAUCCAAAACUGAUAUUUGGUUUCAAACACAAUAUUAUUUACAGUUUGUAGAUCCUGAACAUUUACAAAUUACAGGAGAUGAAAAAGGAGAUGUAACUCGAGUAUGGGAUUUUCAAAUGACAAGAAGUUUAGCUCAAGUCAAAGUGAAGGUGAUGAUUACUGUUGUGGAUUUAAUUAUUCCAGACAUAAAAGUAUCGCCACAAUCUCUUAAAAUAGAAGAAGGAAAGGAUAAUUUAACUUUGAUGUGUACUACGCAAAUAGAAUUACCUCAGAAUUCACUAUUAACCUGGAAGAGAAAUAGUGAGUUGUUGGGCAGUCUUUUCUAUAGCUCAGCUAGCAUAAUUCGUAAGGGCAAUUUUGGUAAUUUAGAUUGGAAGAAUAAUAGUUUGAUUUUUCAUCACACUAAUCCAAAUCUAAAUGACUCAGGUAUAUAUGAGUGUUGCCUAUCAUUGGAAAAUUAUCCUAUGAAAUGUGAUAUUGCAAAUGUUGCAGUUUUAUCCCCUGAAAAAACGAAAUGUACUAACGGAAAAUUUAUUCCCGCCAGUCCUUUUCAAAUUAAUCAUUUCCAAUCCAGACAUCUUUUAAGAGAAGGACGCUUUGUGAUUAUACUUUGGAAAUUUAACAUUUCUGAAUGGAAAAUGUCAUCAAGGUAUGCUCAAUGUCAAGAGUAUCUAGUUAUUAUGGAAUUGGGUAUUGAUAAAUGGUUUGGAACUAAUAGUAAAAACAACAGCAGGAAUAAACGAGGUAUUGCAGAAGGAAUCCUCGGAGGAAUUGGAAUUGUUGGAAGUAUUACCAAUAGUAUGGAUAUUACUACAUUAAAAUCUGAUCUAGAAACAUCAGGUUUAGUGGGAAGUAAAAGUAUCAAAGUUCAGAGAAAUUUAAAUCAAAUAUUAGAAAAUAUGGUAAUGAAGACAGCAACGGUUAUAGGUCCAUCUAUUAUCCAUUUACAAAAUAUUACUUUGGAUUUAAUGAAGAGUGAACAACAUUCCCACAUAGCCAGAACGUGUCUAGAGAUACAGACAGAGUAUUCCACCAAUUUUAAAAUAACAGCUCAAGCAUUCCAUAGUGGAAUAACUCCUCUAGGGGUUUUACAAAGUUUACCUAAUGAGUAUGUAUUUGCGAAGAAUCAAUGGGUAAAUAAAUGGGUAGGAUGUAAUCAGCAUGAAUGCUUUAGUACCUCAAUGAUUCCUAUAGCUGGGAGAGAACAAAUGUUGGUUCCAAUUACAGUCUUAGGAUUACCAGUAAGUGAUACUCAAUUGUUAUAUUAUCAAUUGCAGUAUACAGAUUUUGCUUUGGAUAGUAAUUUUUCAGAACCAGAACAACUUGACCUAUCUUCAUGUUUACAUUUUCAAUCUAAAAUUAUCUGUUUGCCUAAGCAGGACAAAGGAAUUUUUCAUUCUUGUUUUCAUAAUCAUUCAUUAUGUACGGCGAGAAUAGAAAAAGUAAAAACAGCUUUUGACUUAGUUACUUCAGUAGGUAAAAAGAAGGUUUGUUUUCAAGUUAUGACUAGCACUGAAACAGUUAAAGCUUUUUUCCUAUCCUGUACACAAACAGAAAUCCUGAAUCGAGGAUUAUAUUGUAUUGAAGGUGACCUUACAGGAAUCAGUAUAAAUGGAAUUAGAGUCAAUUUGACUAAUAUUCUUAUGAAAGAUGUGGGUGCUCUUCCUGUACAAUAUAAUAUAUCUCAAGUAGAUGAAUUCCCAUGGAAAGAAUGGGCAGACAUCAUACAAAAGGAUAAGGGCUUAUUAAUUGCUUUAUCUGAAGAACUUCAUAAAGCAGAUAUAGUAUUUAAGCAUGAGCAAGGAAAGUUAAAAGUAAUAGAACAUGAAUGGUCAGCGUUAUCAUCAAAUUCUUUCUGGGCGAAUUUUAAGAAAACCGUAUCAGUUUGGGGAAACACUUCAGUAGCUACUGCAGCAGGAAAUAUAUUAUUGCAUCCAAUAGUUAUUAUUUUUAUUAUUAUGGUGUUAUGCAUAUUAUUUCAAAUCUGUAUUAUGAUUAAGAUGAAACGAUUUUACAAAUUAAUUAAGAAAGAAAUGAAAAAAGGUGAAGAAAUUAUGACAAGUAUUCUUACUCGGAGAAUCACAUCUGGCUUAACUGAUCCGAUGGUAAACUGUGGUACAUCUGGAGCAACUGAUUCAAAAUGUGUGUGAAAGGGCCAUAAAUGAAGUGUGCGUGAUUUAGGUAAUAUAAUAAAUUAUAUUCAGGGGGAAUUGUAGAAUAAUUAUAUUAAUUUGGCUUUUUAUCAAGAUCUUUGGUUUACAAGGUUGAAGUCAUCAUUUAAUGACAUGGCCUAGCAAAAGACAGAUCUUGAAAUAGGUUAGGUACGUAUGAAUGGAGUUUUGUCCAGUUGUCCCGAGGAUGUCCAAGAUUGACAUGGGUUCAGGAGGUCACUGGGUUCACGGCUAAGAAUACUCACAGAGUCAUGUAUCAUAGAGUAAAAACCAGAAAUACUGUCUUCAUAUGUUUCAAAGUUAA
This is a messenger RNA of Rana temporaria (common frog), 3937 nucleotides long. RefSeq lists its product as uncharacterized. Lineage: Eukaryota; Metazoa; Chordata; Amphibia; Anura; Ranidae. The transcript is spliced from 2 exons. The record is from RefSeq and is a predicted model, not a curated record. Bases 922 to 3612 code for a protein of 896 amino acids.